ACUGCGAGCAUCCGCAGUAUCAGGGGGACUUAAAAGCCGUCAAUAUGAUUGAGCAGUGAGCGGAGAUCAGAGUUCGAAUCGGUAACAUUGCUUUAGGAUGUCAUCGAAUGACAAUGAUACAGUUCCUCUCACUACUGAUCUUCCUCUCUCUCUUCAUGAAGAUCUGUUCAAGUCAAAACUUUCCUGGGAAGCUGAUAUAAUAGCAGGAAUUUACUUAAUAAUCACAGGAUUCAUAUCAAUAUUUGGAAAUGGAUAUGUGAUUUAUUUGCCAAUCAAACGGAAAGAAAAAUUGAAACCUGCGGAACUGAUGACAAUUAACCUGGCAAUUUGUGAUUUUGGGAUGGCAGUUGGAGGUAAACCUUUCCUGAUCAGCUCUUGUUUUGCUCAUCGAUGGAUCUUUGGUUGGAUUGGCUGUCGCUGGCAUGGAUGGUCAGGGUUUUUCUUUGGAUGUGGUAGUUUAAUUACGAUAACAAUUGUAAGUCUGGACAGGUAUCUGAAAAUUUGCCAUUUACAAUAUGGUAUUUGGUUUCAAAGGUGGCAUGCCUUCGUAUGUUUGGGUUUCGCCUGGAUUUAUGCUGCAUUCUGGGCCACUAUUCCCCUCGUUGGCUGGGGAGACUACGCUCCUGAGCCUUUUGGUACAUCAUGCACUCUGAACUGGUGGCUUGCACAAGUCUCUGUGGGUGGACAGGUCUUCAUUCUGAGCAUUCUCUUCUUUUGCCUUGUACUUCCAACGGCUGUAAUAGUAUUCUCCUACGUAAAAAUCAUAGCCAAAGUAAAAUCAUCUGCCAAAGAAGUUGCACAAUUCGAUUCAAGGAUUCAAAGUAACCAUUUACUGGAAAUGAAACUUACAAAGGUAACCAUGUUAAUAUGCGCAGGAUUCCUGAUUGCUUGGAUUCCAUAUGCUGUUGUUUCAGUGUGGUCGGCCUUUGGUACUCCUGACUCGGUGCCAGUUAAAGUUUCUUUUGUACCAACCAUGUUUGCAAAGUCAGCAGCAAUGUACAAUCCUAUCAUUUAUCAGUUGAUUGACUGCCGAUGCAGGUUAAGGAAGGCUUCUAGCUGUUUCAGAUCCUCACAUUCAAAAUCGUCGCACCAGAAAUCUCGAACUGUCUCAGUGAUUGGAGAUUGUAAUCACGUAGAAGUGAAUGAAACUAAGCUGGAGAGCUGAAAUUGGACAGAAGAAAUUGCUUAGAAACUUUCCUCACAACUUAUCAAUUGAUAAUCAGUUUUUUUUUCUGGACAGAUUUCAAUUCAUGAAGACCAAAUUUAAAAAAUAAACAUGUCUUGAAAAUUAAUUAUACCACUUUGUAGGUACCAAUAUGGAAAACUUUGUAUUUUGCCUGUAUCAAUCUUGAUAACAUCAUGCAAAAUUAUUGGCAUAUAUUAUCAUGAUAGAGAUUUAAUGUUUUUCUUCCUGAAAAUUCUUUUCUAAACACGGUAGCAAUUGGUGACAUCUAAUUCAAUAUUCUAAAGUGCAAAUAUUAUGUAUUGCAUUGAAAGUACUGAAUUGCUUUAAGUAUAUUGAUGUGUUAUUUUCUACACAUGUUUAACAUACAAUCUUAUUCAUAGAUGUAUAGUUUUCUAGAUACGGACUAUUUGUGAUUGAUGGAACUGUCACUUUGUCACGUUGUGAUGAGUCAUCAUUAAAUAAAUAUAUUUGAAGAGUAAAUAAAUAAAUACACAGGUCGGUGCAAUGAAAAAUUAUGUAGCAUUAAUUUAUUUCCAAUAUAUUACUAUUUUAAGCAAAGAAUUAUUCCUUUUUCAAAAACAGCAAAGUAAUACUCAGAUUACUUAUUUUCC
Messenger RNA from Stegostoma tigrinum, 1797 nucleotides. It is a transcript of the gene opn5, whose product is annotated as opsin 5. Gene Ontology annotation, biological process: G protein-coupled receptor signaling pathway. The coding region runs from base 98 to 1165 and encodes 355 amino acids. The transcript is spliced from 7 exons. NCBI's taxonomy places the organism in Eukaryota, Metazoa, Chordata, Chondrichthyes, Orectolobiformes, Stegostomatidae. Gene Ontology annotation, cellular component: membrane. Gene Ontology annotation, molecular function: G protein-coupled receptor activity. The record is from RefSeq and is a predicted model, not a curated record.